GGGUGCGCGCGCUUCCUCGCGCACGCGCGCACGGAAGAGAGGACGGCGGUGGUGACGCUGCUGCGGCGGACGCGGCGCGCGUUUCCCGUGUCUUGGGAGCAGUGCCCCGGCCCCCCGCCUCUCCCGCCGCCGCCAUGUCCGGCCGGUCGGUCAGGGCCGAGACCCGCAGCCGGGCCAAGGACGACAUCAAGAAGGUGAUGGCGGCCAUCGAAAAAGUGCGGAAAUGGGAGAAAAAAUGGGUGACCGUGGGUGACACUUCCCUUAGGAUAUUUAAGUGGGUUCCUGUGACGGACAGCAAGGAGAAAGAAAAGUCAAAAUCGAACAGUUCAGCAGCCCGGGAACCUAAUGGCUUUCCCUCUGAUGCCUCAGCCAAUUCUUCUCUCCUUCUUGAAUUCCAGGACGAAAACAGCAACCAGAGUUCGGUGUCUGAUGUCUAUCAACUCAAGGUGGACAGCAGCACCAACUCAAGCCCCAGCCCCCAGCAGAGCGAGUCCCUGAGCCCAGCGCACACAUCUGACUUCCGCACAGAUGACUCUCAGCCCCCCACUCUGGGGCAGGAGAUCCUCGAGGAGCCCUCCCUGCCUGCCUCAGAAGUGGCUGAUGAACCUCCCACCCUGACGAAGGAAGAACCCGUUCCGCUGGAGACACAGGUGGUGGAGGAAGAGGAAGACUCUUCAGGUGCUCCGCCCCUGAAGCGCUUCUGUGUGGACCAACCAGCGGUGCCGCAGACGGCCUCAGAAAGCUAGCGCCCUGCACGUCGCCCUCGCUCCUGCCCCGCCUCUUAUUUAUUGUGCUCUGGUUCUGGCCAUGCUGUGUUGCUGGGGUCCGGAGCCUGCACAUAGGAGCCUUCUGGGCUGGAAAACUGACUGAGGACUUGGGGUGGUCGCGCCAUCUUCCUGACCCUGGCACCUGUGGCUGCUUGCUCCUGAGAAGAGAAGCAGUCCUGUCCUCUUUGCACCCCAGGUAGGUGGUGCCUC
Messenger RNA from Chrysochloris asiatica (Cape golden mole), 977 nucleotides. RefSeq names its product B-cell CLL/lymphoma 7B (gene BCL7B). Bases 135 to 746 code for a protein of 203 amino acids. The record is from RefSeq and is a predicted model, not a curated record. The transcript is spliced from 6 exons. NCBI's taxonomy places the organism in Eukaryota, Metazoa, Chordata, Mammalia, Afrosoricida, Chrysochloridae.